AUGGCACGUCUGAGCACGACUCUAUCUUUCCUAGGCCUUGCGGCGAUGGUGGCAGCGCGCAAGUGCCAGGAGCUGACUAUCUGCCUGGACGUCUCUGCAACUAACCAGGUUUUCAACCUGGCCACGCCCAAGACUGACAUCGAUGUGACCAACAUUCUCUUGGAACUCACGAAGCAAGGGGGUAGCUUUGUGAGCGACAUCACAACAGGCGAGGCACAAGUUGGUGGCCAAUACGAGUUGGCGGCAACGUACUGCGAGCCCGAUGGCGGAAACGCGACCGUCCUCCAAGUGCUGACCCAUGGCAUCGGCUUCGACCGAAGCUACUGGGACUUUCCCGCGAAUAACCACAACUACAGCUACACCAAAACGGCCGUCGACGACUACGGAUACGCGACGCUCGCCUUUGACCGCCUCGGCGUGGGCGCCUCCUCCCACGGCGAGCCGGUGUCGGAGAUUCAGCAGACCCUGGAACUCGCCGCCCUCAGGGCCUUGACGGAACGGCUCCGCGCUAGCACCAUCCCUGGGCUCGAGUAUAAGCGCUUCAAAAAGAUCGUCCACGUCGGCCACAGCUUCGGUGCAAUCCAAACAUACGGCCUAACAGUCAACGACAGCGGGUGUUCGCUCUCUGACGGCAUCGUCCUGACCGGUUUCACGCAGAACGCGACUUUCCUGCCGUACUUCGUCCUCGGCGGGGGGUUCGUCCAGGCAAACUCGCUCCCCGGGCUGUCCCACUACGCUCUGGGGUACGUGGCGCCCGCGUCGGUAAGCGGCGGGCAGGUCAACUUCUUCGCCCCCGGGGCGUUCGACCCCGAGAUCCUGCGGGCGGCGUACCAGGGCGGACAGCCGGCGGCCCUGGGGGAGCUGUUGACUAUCGGCGGCAGCACCGGACUUCCCAGCUCGUUCACCGGGCCUGCGCUAGUCGUCACUGGUGACCGAGAUAUCCCUUUCUGUGGCGGCAACUGCUCGGCAACCGGGAACCCUGCGUUGAAGUCUAUCCUCGACACUUCGGCCAGUUUCCUGCAGGCGGCCAGCCCGUUCGAGUCUUACGUCGUUGCUGGGGCCGGCCAUGGUCUGGCGUUGGAGUACUCGCAUGUUGAGACAACCGGCAAGAUUCUCGAUUUCUUUGUCAAGAACGGCCUGGCUGCGCGGUAG
Messenger RNA from Colletotrichum destructivum, 1152 nucleotides. Its product is annotated as Putative alpha/beta hydrolase-1. The record is from RefSeq and is a predicted model, not a curated record. Lineage: Eukaryota; Fungi; Ascomycota; Sordariomycetes; Glomerellales; Glomerellaceae. The transcript has 5 exons. Bases 1 to 1152 code for a protein of 383 amino acids.